AUGUUACCGUUGAUACUAUUCUUCGUGAUACUCCUUGCUUAUUGGUGGUGGAAACAAUAUAGACUGAAUUUGACGGAGCCUCCAAGCUUCCCCGGAGCAUGGCCUAUAAUCGGACAUAUCCAUUUGAUACUUGGAGAUGAUUUGUAUCUAUGGCGAACCGUUAACGAAAUGGUCGACACGAGUUUUAUGAUGGGCGGAGUGGGUUCCGCGUUCAUAGGGCCUAGAACUGUAUAUGUGGUGACGGAUCCAGAUGAAUGCUUCACAGUAGCAAACGCGUGCCUAGAAAAAGACACUUUCUAUGAUUUUGCAAAACCAUGGCUUGGUGAGGGACUGGUCACAGGAAAAUUGUCAAUAUGGCGGAAUCAUCGAAAGCUGCUAAAUCCUGCAUUUAGUCAAAUCGUACUGGAUGGGUUUAUUGAGGUGCUGAACAGGCAGUCUAGACGCCUAGUCAAGGAUUUGCAGGUGGAAGUAGGCCAUGGACCGUUUGAACAUUGGAAAUAUACGAGACACAAUGCUUUGGAGACUAUUUGUUUAACAGCACUAGGCGUAGACUUCAGUGACCACACCAUUCUAAACAGCGAAUACGUGGAAGCAGCAGAGGAGAUCUUCAAAGCGUUAGUGGAGAGGUUUCAGAAGUUCUGGUUACAUAGCUCUUUAAUAUUCCAAUACAGCGAUCUCAAGAAGAAGCAGGAUGGGUGGCUGAAAACUGUACAUAACAUGUCAGAUACAGUACUCAAAAGGAGAAAAUCAGAAAUGAAUGGAAAUAUUUUAAAAGAAGAAAAAAGUCCGGAUAAAAAAUUUAAGGCGUUUAUGGACUUGCUCUUAGAGCUAUCUAUGGAAAGAGGUGUUCUCAACGACAAAGAGAUUAGAGAUCACAUAGACACGAUGAUUGUUGGCGGACACGAUACAUCAGCCAACGUAAUGAUGUACGCUAUGAUACUAUUGGGCUCUCAUCCUGAUGUCCAGGACAAAGCGUAUGCCGAAGUUCUAGAUGUAAUAGGAGAUUCAGAUAGAGACAUCGAGAAACAAGAUUUAUCCCAAUUAGUGUAUUUAGAAGCUGUUCUGAAGGAAAGUAUGAGAGUUUAUACAAUAGUCCCAAUUAUAGCGAGAAAAUUAGACAAAAAUGUAAAAUUAAAGCGUUGUACGCUAAAAGCCGGUAGAACGUGUUUUAUGUUUUUGUUUGGUAUACAUCGUCACCCAGUGUGGGGUCCUGAUGCGGAUCAGUUCAAGCCGGAGCGUUGGCUGGACCCGUCCACGCUGCCCGAUACUCCGAAUGCGUUCACAGGAUUCGGCGUUGGUCGUCGUAUGUGUAUCGGCAAGGCGUACGCACUGAUGUCGAUGAAGAUAACUCUGGCGCAUCUUCUGCGCAACUAUCGCAUCAAGGCUGAUCACACCAAACUAAUACUAAAGUUUGACGUCAUGUUAAAACCAGUGUCUGGACAUCAUAUCACCGUGGAAAGGAGAUAGAUACAGGAUUUCAGGAUUCCAUAGGAUACCAAAGUAACCUACAGCGCGGUAGCGUCCUUUUACUGUAAUUACCUUUUACCGUGACCUAAUAACGAAUAUAUUUACAAGUAAUAAUAAUAAGAUCCCGUUU
Manduca sexta (tobacco hornworm) is the source of this 1597-nucleotide messenger RNA. Its product is annotated as cytochrome P450 4C1-like. The record is from RefSeq and is a predicted model, not a curated record. The coding region runs from base 1 to 1467 and encodes 488 amino acids. NCBI's taxonomy places the organism in Eukaryota, Metazoa, Arthropoda, Insecta, Lepidoptera, Sphingidae. Gene Ontology annotation, molecular function: oxidoreductase activity, acting on paired donors, with incorporation or reduction of molecular oxygen; heme binding; monooxygenase activity. The transcript is spliced from 10 exons.